Molecule: messenger RNA, 6078 nt
Organism: Trichogramma pretiosum
Lineage: Eukaryota; Metazoa; Arthropoda; Insecta; Hymenoptera; Trichogrammatidae
Exons: 4
Coding region: 1-6066 (2021 amino acids)
Molecular function (GO): serine-type endopeptidase inhibitor activity
Source: RefSeq, a predicted model, not a curated record
AUGACGAUAAAAAGGAGUACUUUGACUGCGCUGGCGCUACUCGUGAUUUGGGGCUGCACAAGCGUGCUCGGAGCUGCGCUAGAGCAGAAAUCGUUAUCGGCAUCGACGACGCCCUUGAUGAACAAUGAAAGUAUCGAAGUGGAGGCGCGCCGCAAGAAAGUACCCUCGGGCGCGCAUUUACAUCAGCAGCAACAACAACAGCAGCAGCAGCAAUACUACCACCAACAACACCACCCAACUGCCUACAAAGCAUCGGCCGGCUCUCCUGGCUCACCGGUAAAUCUCUUUACGCCGGAUGAUUUUCAAUUUUACACGCUGGACUCGUCGGGUCAGCUGGUAAAGAAGCAAAUGACUAAGCAGGAAAUCCAGGGUAUGAUCGCCGCUGGAGCCGGAGCUGCCGCCGCGGCGAGCAGCAAUCUGCCCGUCGACUUAUCUCACCACAAGACUAAAAUACCUCAGCAGGAACCUAAGAUUGCCGAUGUUGUACAAAACGUACAAAAUGUCCUUAAGAACGAGUUGAAAAAGCCCGUUAAAAUUUAUUCUUCGGGCUCUUCGAUUCCCAACAUCGUCAACAAUCAAUGGAGCAGCAUGCUGCCUUACAUUUUGUCCGGUGGCUCAGUCGAUCAGCAGGACGUCGCCCAAGACACGAGCAUUCUUUUGCCGACCCUCGAUUCGGACCCCUACGUCGACGUCGUACCCUUACAGAGUGAUCGAGUCGUGCCUGUUUAUUCGGCGGGAGUGGAGCAGAAAAACAAGGUUACCUCUCAAAAACCAGCCUUCGCUCAAAAUGUCAACCAGAAGCCCGUUCUGCUCGGCAAUAUGGCUCUGGAUGGUGGAAUUCUUAAUUCUCAGGAUUCGGUGGGCCAUUCUCCGAUCCAGUACAACAAACCUGCCAAACAACCCACGCAAAACAUCGUGCAGGACGCCGUUGAUGUGAAAAAUAAUACGUAUACCAAACCGACGCUUUACAUACCGUCGUCACCUUCUCUUCAGGCCGAUGCUAAAGAUAAAUACACGCACGUGCAUUAUCAGUCGGUCCCGAUAUAUUCUAGACCGAACCAACAGGAUAAGGUCACCACUCUGGUGUCCGAAACGAAGCAGGAAGCCACUGCGACUGUGGCACCGUUCAAAAAGCCAACGUACCUUACUAGUGCGACUCAACGACCUUUGACAACCAACUCACCUCCGUCCACGACGAGAACUACAGUUCGCGAUAAUUUCCCGGCGACGAUUAUGAAUGUCGGACCGAUGGGUGGUUUCAAGAAACCAGAAAUAUUUCACAAACCAACGCCUUACCGACCGACUUUUGAACCCAUUAAUAGGCUCAGCACAUCUGACAAUUACGAGACUACCUUCCGUCCGAUUUAUACCCCCAUGUCGCAGACAACGGUGGCAAUCGAGUCGGCCUCUCCUUAUCGUCCAGUCUUCAGUGACAAAACCAAUACUGUUACCUUCAAGCCGGCAAAUUUUCAGUUUCCAGUUUAUGAAAUAUCGAGCGAGCCCAGCAGUGGAUUAAAGGUUACUAUUUAUCCUGGAAAUUCUUUUGAAACAGAAACUACUAGGAAAAUGCCUUCGACGCCAGUUUUCAACGUUCCAACACAACCGAGUACGGUCGCUUUCACAACGCGAAAAAUGCCAGAAGCCGUAACACAGCCAAGCGGUUCUGUAACGGAAACACCCAGUCUUAAAUCUCAGGAAUCUAUGACAGAGAAAUCAUCCAAUGUUUCAGAAAUAUCAAAAACGACUGAAAAAGUUACAGAGAAAACGUCCGAAACUACCACCGAAGUACCUUUUCAAUCCCCAGCUGGUACGGAAGAAGAAUCUAUUUUGAACACUAGACUUCCUACCACUAUUAUUGAUAUUGCUCCAGAGGAGACGAAAAAGGCACCUAGUGCAACUGCGCAAGCUGAAGUAUCAUUGAAAGAAACUGAAAGUAAAGAUGAAAAAAUUAUUGAAACUACUACUUCGAGUGAUUUUAAAUCCGAAGAAAUAAUUACCACCCAAUUUGACGCAGUGGACGAAAUUACAACAGAGAGUAUUAUUGGGAAAAAUAGUUUUAAUCAAAAAGUGCAAGCUGAAAGUGAAUCCAUUUCUACGGUAACCAAUUUAUUACCAAAAGCUACAAGUACUUUGUCACCAUUGACUAUUGACAGAUCUACGGAACAAACAAACUUAAAUUUUGAAGAUAGAACCGUAGAAAUCGAUACCCCAACGAUUCGACCACCCAGUAUAUCAGAAGAAAGUACCUACUCAACGAUUAUUCCUGAUGCAGUACAAACUACAGAUCUUCCGAAAAAAUCUCAAGAUUCAUUGAACGAAGAUAAUUUCAAUUCUAGAAUUGAGCAAACAACUAUUUAUCCUUCUACAGAUGAUAAAAUUGAUGAAUCAAAUGACGAUGCUAAACAAAUUACUACUACGGAAAACGCUCUAAAUGACGUGAUCAAAAUAUCAUUGGAUGAAGAAGCAUCAACAAUUAAAGUAAUACCUGUAUACGACGAUGAAACUUUGAAGUAUCCCACGAGCGCUUCUGUACCAAGUAAAAUUAACACGUUAACUACUCAAGUUACUGAAGAAUUAUCAUCACAGACUUCUACAACUGGACCUUCCUCAACCUCUUUUACGACGCAAAAUAUUGACACAACAGAAACUGCUUUACCCGGAUUAGAUGAAGCCUUCAAUAAUUACAUGAAGGAACAUUAUGAUUCGAAAAUUCCCGCGUACACUAACGAUGAAAUAUCGGGCUGGACAACAUUCCCAACAUUGAGCUACAGAUCAAAAACGGCAACUGAUUUACCCGCUAUAGCAGAUGAAGCAACCGAGGCUUUUUCUGAACAGAUCCUUGAUUCAACAACUAUUCUUCCCUAUACUGAUGCUUCUGAAAUUACUACAAUCACGAAUUCUGAUGAUUACAGCAACAAACAACAGUCUAAAUUUGAUGAAGCAGUUAAUAUUGCGACCGAAGUGCCAUCGUUUGAAAAAGUUGAAACGCCAAUCAUAUACUUAAAUUUGGCAAGCUCCGAUUCUACGGAAAAAAAUGCAACCCCUAAACUACCGGAAGAAUUUAUAACUAAUUCAUCACUGACUCGUAUAAAAACAAAAAAUUCAGCUGCGGAUAGUGAUAAGGUACUACCAAACGUAGAGACUAAUACGCCGCCAGCUGCUGAAUUGUAUACUCUGUCAAGUGAAAAUUCGAUCCAAAAUAACAUUGCUAGUAGUUUGACAACGGGCGUCGAAAAAUCUAAACCAGACGAACUUGGCAAUUCAAAUGUCCAAGAUACCAAAAAUGCAGAAAAGCCGGAAGAUAUUCAAGAGAGCGUGACUGUUUUUUCAACAAAAUUAGAUGAAAAAACAACAGAAGCAAUUACUUCCGUUCCUGAUCUUCUACCUUACGUAGAAUCCUCGACUAAUACUUUCCCAACAGAAAUUCCCAAAAUUGACAUCAAUACGCAAAUACCUGAAAUUAUGGCAAUGCUCAGUAAUAGCGAUACCCCUAGUCAGACUGAAGAAGACACUGAUCUAAUAAAAAGUACUUUUAUUCCUCCAUUAGAAAAAAUUAAUGAAGUUAUAAAUCAAUUGCAAAAUUCGCCACAAAAUUCUGAGCACAGUAGGUACGAUUAUGCGAGUGAGUUGACUACUACCAUCGAUCCAUCAGACACGUUCGAGACUUUGCCAAAAGAAGAAGCAUCGACUGAAAUUCAUUCUUUACAUCCUAUGAUUGAAUACCCUAGCAAGGCAGCGAAAGAUUCUGGUAAUGAUACAUUUUCAAUGCUAGAUCUGACAUCGAGAAAAGAUCCUAAAUUACCUAUUGAAAGUGAUAUCCCAAGUUUCACCACUACCAAAAUUCCAGAUAUGCUUCCGACGCCAUUGACAACUGUUUCCCCUAUUAGCAGGCCAUACCCAACGGGAAGACCUGGUCUUCAUUCGACAAAAGGGGUAAUAGAAAAAAUUAAGGCAACCAUCGAUAAAUCCGCCGGUAGAAUUAAUCUAGAAGAUGAAAAAACUAAAAGCCGAUUAAAACCGACGGAACCAAUGUUAAAUAAGGUGUCAAUUAAAAAUAAGCCUCAAAACCGAAGACCAACUCUCGAGAGUUACACGCAAACUAGAAGACCGACUUUGGAAACCUAUCCCCCAAGAAAGUCGACCGUAAGCGUAGAAUCCUUUACUAAGCGACCUACUUUCGAUAGCCACCCGACAAGAAGAGCUACUUUGGAAACCUAUGUGAAAAAGAAUACUAAACCAAUGAAUUUAAACAGACCGACGAUAAACAAAAUUUCAACAGCGAGACCAACUUCCAUUAAAACAACAGUGCCAGUUCCAGUUCCAACGAGUAAAACAACGAUCGAACAAUCGAUGGCAAAAUCUGAUGAAGUUUCCAAAGAUCUCGAAAUGACAACUGUUGUAAAUUUAAAACUAGAAGAAGACGAGGAAGCAAUGGAAGCUAAAAGACAUAAUCAUGGUGCUAAUCAACAACAAAUAAAAGCACAAAUUGUCAGUUUGGAUCACUCGAGUAGUGCUAUAGGUCUUGAUCAGAGUAGCAAAGGUCUGGACAAAGACGUGGCCGACUUUCUUAAUUUGUGCAACGAAUUAUCCUUUAGAUUUUGGACCCUGGCCAAUUCAGACUUGAACCCGUCGAGAUCCGUGACGAUGUCACCGUUCGGCAUGCUUAGCACGCUGGCUAUGAUAUUUUUGGGCGCCAGGGGAUUGACGUCCAUUGAAAUGAACGACAUUCUUAAACUGGACGAAGUAGUGACGUUCAAUCCUCAUCUCGUCUUCCAGAACAUUACCGAUACCGUCACCUUAGCCAGAGAUCAAGGUAUCGAAAACGCGGCCUUCGUGAAGGCCUUGUACGCGGAUCGCCUCAAAGUUCGCAGGAUAAUACCCUUCUACAAGGAACAAGCCCAACAGUUUUACGAAGGUGCAGUCGUGGAUAUAAAUUUCUCGACAGCCGGCGAUAUCCUGCGACGCAGAACGAAUUUGCUGAUUCGUAAACAAACCGGUGGAAGGAUCAAAGAUUUCGUCAAGGGACACACGGUGCCUCUUCGCUCGCCGCUCACGGCUCUGUCGGCGAACGUGUUUCAAACGAGCUGCGACGGUGCCGAGGCUAGCAGCGAAGGUCGCGACGGCGAGAUGUAUUUCGCGGUCGCGCAAACCGUGAAGCAGCGCAAACUGGUGCCGAUCCCGGCGGUCGUCUGGAAAAGCGGCGUGUCGGCCGGCUACGAGCCCAGCCUCGACGCCACCGCCGUGGCGCUGGGCGACGCCAAGAAGCCCGUCUCUCUCAUCAUGAUCAUGCCUGGACAGCAGGGCCUCACGGCACCCGGUGACAAUUUGGAACGAUUGGAGCAGAGAUUGUUCGGUCGCGGCACCGACAACUCGCUCGACAAGUUGCUCAAAGUCAUCAUACCCAGGAGGGUCGAAGUGCAGCUGCCCAAAUUCAGUCACAGAUCGAUCGUCAACGUGACCAACGCCUUGAAGAUGCUCGGCUUCAAUCAUUUGUUCUCCCGAACAGCCGAUCUCAAAGGCAUCAACGGAGCGGGACACGAUUUGUACUUGGCUGACAUGAUACAGAUGAACUUGUUCGGCACAUGCGGCGAUGAGAACAAAUCGGGCAAUCGUCAUCUUAGCGAAACGUAUCCAGGAUCAUCACCCAGACACACGAGAGCCUGGGACAAGUACCAGGUACAAGGCCGAAGUAGCGUCAACGAUCACUUUGAGAUCACCAAUAACAAAACCAUGGAGCAAUCGGACGUCGCCGAGCUCACGGCUGCUUGUGAAGACGAAGAAAUUAAUAACGAUGGCGAUGGGACCGAACAAAAUCUAUCGCCUUCCGAGCGAAGAAAUUUGGAGCGAAUAAAGCAAUUGCGUCUGCAAAUACACGCACGCAGUAUGCGAAGGCCUCAGGGCGGUAAACAGCGUAGAAAAUGCCGAACGCGCAGACAAACCGUCGAUGGUACGACGAGCGAUAAACCUCGAAUGAAGAUGGACAAACCCUUCCUCUAUCUCAUUCGGCAUAAUCUGACAGGGCUGAUUUUACAUAUAGGUCGUUUUAAUCCUAAAAGCCAAGCUUGAACAUUAAGGAAA